Molecule: messenger RNA, 2566 nt
Organism: Lonchura striata (white-rumped munia)
Lineage: Eukaryota; Metazoa; Chordata; Aves; Passeriformes; Estrildidae
Gene: PDE6H
Product: phosphodiesterase 6H
Biological process (GO): visual perception; positive regulation of epidermal growth factor receptor signaling pathway; positive regulation of G protein-coupled receptor signaling pathway
Cellular component (GO): photoreceptor outer segment membrane
Molecular function (GO): 3',5'-cyclic-nucleotide phosphodiesterase activity; cGMP binding
Source: RefSeq, a predicted model, not a curated record
GACUCUUUCUACGCAGGCUGGAGGUCGGGAGUUGAAUGAUUUACAAGAGGAGCCCUUGGCACUACAGAGGGAUCUGAGAGAGGCACGUGCCUGCUGCACACAGCCCAGCGAUGAGUGAGACCCCAGCCGCCAACCUCAACACUGGAGAUGCUCCAACCGGCCCCACAACACCGCGCAAGGGUCCUCCCAAGUUCAAGCAGAGACAGACAAGGCAGUUCAAGAGCAAGCCCCCCAAAAAAGGAGUAAGAGGGUUUGGAGAUGACAUCCCAGGCAUGGAGGGGUUGGGCACAGAUAUCACCGUGAUUUGCCCAUGGGAAGCUUUCAGCCAUCUGGAACUGCAUGAGCUGGCCCAGUUUGGGAUCAUCUAAGGUGUCAGCAUCUCUACUCGUGUCACCUGGUGACUCCACAGAUCCCAGCAUGGUCUUUACCACCUUUGACACUUACUUUUGGCCCUUGUGUCCACUUGCUUAUGGGCAGGGUGGUUUUGUAAGAGCUAACUAUGAGAAACUUAACUUUGCAGAUUAAUUUGGUGAAGAAGUUAUUGGGACCCUGAACAGACAUAAUGUUCCAUGUGAUGAAACUACUGAAAAAUGUCUUAAUGUCUCCCUGCACCAUAUUCUUUCUUCUCUCACUGUCAUAGAUCCUCAAUAUUUAUGGUGAUACAGAGAGGUUGUAUCUGAACUUUUUCCCUGAUUAGCUGAGAUAUUGUGUGCAUGUAUGUCCAGACCUAAUGAAAUCAGUCUAUUAUGUUUUCUUCCUUCCCUCCCUUUCUUCAGCUUUUUAUAUAGAAUUUCCAUGGGUAGAUCCCUGUGUUAUUUGGGCCACCAAUUAUUUGCUCAGAGUAUAUCUGUAGAGAACAGCAUUAGAGUCACUAGUCCCAGACAUUAGGCUGCUUUCCAUAGGAGAUCCUUCCCCAGCAGCUCUCCAUAAGGAACAUGCUGCUAAGAUUUACCUCAUCAGCAAAUAGGGAAAAAAGGGCUUGCAAAUGCUGUCUCUGCUGUACUGCCCACAGGCUAUGAACCAUGAGAGUCUGGCUGUUCUCAUAAUGUCAAAUGAAAAUGUGUGUGUCUGAGAUCAAUAGCUAAGUGAAUUAAUCCUAUUAUUCAUUCCUUUGUGGUUGCAGUUCCAAAGAAGCAGCCCCCCAAAUGAUGCUGCAUUUCCUCUCCUUUGAUGGGAAGCCCUGUGUGACACUUGUCCCCAUGCCAAUACAUAUUUACAUGAGACAUUUGCUUCCCCAGGACAUGCUUGCUGCUUAUUAAGACAGAGAAUCCUUAUGCUCUGUCACCAGACUGUGCCAGCGGUCCUGCCACAUGCAACAGAAAAUGAUAUUGCAGUAAUUGCUCCCUCUUCCCUGUAUUUAGCAUAGGACAAGUCUCCCUUAACCCUGCCCCUCAUAAGUAAGAAGGCUUUUGUCUGUUCACUCCCUGGCAAUUUCAAGCUCUGGAACUUGUUUGGACAAGCAGGCAAACGGUGUCCCCAGAGAGAAGUAACAGCAGAGCAAGGGGGGAGGCAGGGAAGGGUAGAAUGUGUACAUGCAGGCAAGCACAGAGCGAAUCCACUUAACCCCAUCGAUCUGUGUCUGCUGGUGUCUGGCAGCUGAGUGGUGAGGCACCCACAACCACUUAAAUGUUCAGGGAAGGCACCCAGAUUCCCUGUGGCCCUGGCAUUAAGGAAAGGCUUCUGGCUUGUUUGCAGGCAAGGAGCAAGUUUAUUGUAGCUACAUAAUAUUCAUAAGAGGAGGUGUAUUAUGUGAAUAUAUAAUAUUCAGAAAAGGAGUCAUCGCCUUUAGCUUAAGAAGCCUCAUUGCAUAAGAACUGCCUCCCCCUAUUUUAUCUCCUAUGCUGAACAUGUUCAUGGGAGCCGGGAGUGAUUGUGGCAAGGAGAGCAAAUCCUGUCUAAACAAUUGAUCCCCACGCAUAAAGCAUUGCUAUAAAUCCAUGGCGGUGCCAUAGUUAUCUGUUACUGUUAUUCCAGAAAUAAAAGCUAGCAAUUUUCAGUUAAAAUAUAGCUUGAGCACCAAAAGCUAAAGGAAAUUAAUUCCUGUUGGCAGUCCAGAGUACAGUUUUUAUUAUUCAGCACUCCUGCCAUUAGACACAGCAGUAAGCCGAGGAGUGGUUCAGAACUGCAGCACUCUCACAGUGCAGAAGUCGUGUACCAUUUAGUUAAUUGCAGCCCACAGCUAUUUCCUUGGGCAGAGGCAGUCUGUCCUUUCCACUUAUUCCAGCUUUUCCUGCCUUUCUCACCUUUUAAUGCUUUUCUUCUUUCCCUAAGUGUUCUUUAUAUAAAUGACAUUUUAUUUAGCUUUUAUGAUAGGGAACUGAUUUUUUUUUUUUUAAGCCCAUGUACUAGCCUUCUCCUUCUGCAGUUAAAUGUGAAUGUUUGUAUGGAAAUACUCUUAUCCUCUCCCUCCCAUUAUGCCAUCCUGUUACAUAUGAUCCUUAUUCCACCUUCUCAGUCUGUCUUCUUCUCUCUGGGAAAAGACCCAUUAGAUCCAGUCUUGAAUCCUUCAAGCUGGAUGCCUCUAUUUUAAUGGAGUUUUCCCUUUUUAAAGCUUUUUUAAGCAUGA